UUGAUUAAGCUGCACCCAUUCAAUGGGAUGGCGGUGAGAAGGGUUCGUUUGAGGGAGAGCUGGGUGUGCGAAAGAGCCGGGCUGCAGCCGGCGGGGGCAGGCACAGCGCAGUCUCUGGCACUACAAGGGACGUACAGAGAGAAAAUUGUCAGCUUGGGGGAUGCAUUUAAAAAUUUUAAAAGUCUCCGUUCCCUGGACUUGUCCAGAAACAUCAUAAUCAGCUUGCAGGGAAUAGAAUAUUUACACUCUCUUUAUUACCUGAACUUAUAUUAUAACGACAUUGCAUCGGUUGAUGAGAUAAAACAUCUCAAACAUUUGGCACAGCUGAAAACUCUGGAUCUGCGUCUGAAUCCAGUGACCAGACAAGAUGCUGAUUACCGUCUUUUUGUCAUCCACAUUGUUGGGACAUUGGAAACACUAGGCGAGUACAAACCUGUGCUAGAUAAUUGUUUGGAUAUGUCUUAA
Nanorana parkeri is the source of this 465-nucleotide messenger RNA. RefSeq names its product leucine-rich repeat-containing protein 36-like. NCBI's taxonomy places the organism in Eukaryota, Metazoa, Chordata, Amphibia, Anura, Dicroglossidae. The transcript is spliced from 3 exons. Gene Ontology annotation, molecular function: protein binding. The record is from RefSeq and is a predicted model, not a curated record. The coding region runs from base 28 to 465 and encodes 145 amino acids.